CAGCGGCCGAGCGAGGCGCCUGGGAGCCCCCCGCAGGGAGGGAGAAAGGCGCGGCAGCUGUGUGGUCCUGCAGGCAGGCGGCGGAGCGGACCACCCCUAAGCCCUGCUCGGGGCGGUGAGGCGGCUGCCUGCCCCCAAGGUCCGGGGGCAGCUGGAGGUCGCUGUUCGCUCGCCCAGCUGCUGCGGUGUCCCUGAGCUGCUGGGGGCCAUCUCUGGCCGGCCCUCCUCCCCCGGUGCAGAGUUGACGGGUUUCCCCCUGCUCUGGGAUUCCACCUGCUAUACUGGGGUACCACUGAGCCCUCCUGUUCCACCAGCCUGGGCUUUCUGACACAGUCCUGCUGAGCCAGGCCCUCAAGCCUCCUCCGGCACACACACAGAUGUUUCCAGCAAUCAUCUUUGGGUGGGGAUUCAGUGAAGAAUGAACCCUGAUUACCUCACUAUCCGGCCUUAAAUGGAAUUUACAUAUGGCGGGAAUCCUUUGUCUUUCAGUGUGAUUCCAACUCCCCUCAGUGGAAAAAUACUGGCUCUUCCUUCCACAUCGAGCUCUGCCCGGAAACAGAAGUUAAGACCCUUGUCUUUUCCUACCUGCAUGCCAGCCAAGCCACUCCAGGGUACUCCUUUUCUGAGUGAUGAGUUGAGGAUCUGCAAGUAAAGAGGAAAUAGAAGACAUUAACCAAACAGUUUGGAGAGAACGCAAAAUCAGCACAAUAUGGCACAGCCUAGCAUUGUUCUUGGAUUAUUCAUAAUGACUGUUUUAUCAAUGCUGGAUGGAAGUUCAGCUUUCCUAUUAAAUCAGCGUCUGAAGGGAAGAUUUCAAAGGGACCGCAGAAACAUCCGUCCAAACAUCAUUCUCGUUCUUACUGACGAUCAGGAUGUAGAACUUGGUUCUAUGCAAGUGAUGAAUAAGACGAGGCGGAUCAUGGAACAGGGAGGUGCUCACUUCAUCAAUGCCUUUGUGACAACCCCAAUGUGCUGCCCAUCCCGCUCCUCUAUUCUCACGGGGAAAUAUGUUCACAACCACAACACCUACACUAACAAUGAGAACUGCUCCUCUCCAUCCUGGCAAGCUCAGCAUGAAAUACGCACAUUUGCAAUAUACCUGAAUAACACAGGAUACAGGACAGCUUUCUUUGGGAAGUACCUUAAUGAAUACAAUGGUUCCUAUGUGCCUCCUGGCUGGAAAGAAUGGGUUGGAUUACUUAAAAACUCUCGCUUUUACAACUACACACUCUGUAGAAAUGGCGUGAAGGAGAAGCAUGGAUUUGACUACUCUAGGGAUUAUCUGACUGACCUGAUCACCAAUGACAGUAUCAGCUUCUUCAGAAUCUCAAAGAAGAUGUAUCCCCAUAGGCCAGUUUUGAUGGUUCUCAGCCACGCUGCUCCUCAUGGUCCUGAAGAUUCAGCUCCUCAGUAUUCACAAUUCUUUCCCAACGCUUCACAACACAUCACUCCCAGUUAUAACUACGCUCCCAACCCAGACAAGCACUGGAUAAUGAGGUAUACUGGUCCCAUGAAACCUAUUCACAUGGAAUUCACCAACAUGCUACAGAGAAAGCGCUUACAGACACUCCUGUCUGUGGAUGACUCCAUGGAGAUGAUUUAUAAUACACUGGUUGAAACAGGUGAACUGGACAAUACCUAUAUAAUAUAUACAGCAGACCAUGGCUAUCAUAUUGGGCAGUUUGGACUGGUGAAAGGGAAGUCCAUGCCUUACGAGUUUGAUAUCCGAGUUCCUUUUUAUGUGCGAGGUCCGAAUGUGGAGGCUGGAUCCCUGAAUCCUCACAUUGUAUUGAACAUUGAUCUUGCUCCUACAAUUCUAGAUAUUGCAGGCUUGGACAUUCCACCUGACAUGGAUGGUAAAUCCAUUCUAAAACUGCUGGAUUCUGAGAGACCAGUUAAUAGGUUCCAUUUAAAAAAAAAGAUGAAGGUGUGGAGAGACUCAUUCCUUGUGGAGAGAGGUAAAUUACUGCAUAAGAGAGAGAAUGAGAAGGUGGAUGCUCAGGAAGAAAACUUCCUGCCCAAAUACCAGCGUGUGAAAGACCUCUGCCAGCGAGCCGAGUAUCAAACCGCCUGCGAACAGCUUGGGCAGAAAUGGCAGUGUAUAGAAGAUGCCAGUGGGAAGCUCAAGCUGCACAAGUGCAAAGGAAUGGCUCACCUGGCAGCCGCGAGCAGCAGCAAGGGGCUCUCCAAUCUCAUGCCCAAGUAUUACAGCAGGAAAAGCGAAGACUGCAACUGUGAGGAAAAUGAAUACAAGCUGAGCCCUAUUGGACAGAGAACGAAACUCUUCUCCAAGAAACAGUACAAGCCAAGCUAUGUCCGGAAUCGCUCUAUUCGCUCUGUGUCCAUUGAGCUAGAUGGAGAGGUUUAUAAUUUGGGUUUAGAGGAUGGCUACCAACCUGUCUUACCAAGGAAUAUCACCAAAAGACACAAGGCAGAGGGGGAGGCUGCAGGAGGAGAGGAAGAUAAGGACAUCGGAGAAUACAGUGGCACAGGCGGCAUUGCAGAGUAUACGGCCCCUAAUUUAAUCAAAGUGACUCACAGAUGCUAUAUUCUGGAGAAUGAUACUGUUCAGUGUGACACAGAUCUGUACAAGUCACUGCAGGCUUGGAAGGACCAUAAACUUCAUAUUGACCAUGAGAUUGAAACACUGCAAAAUAAAAUAAAAAACUUAAGGGAGGUCAGAGGUCAUCUAAAGAAGAAGCGACCAGAGGAGUGUGACUGUAACAAGAUAAGUUACCAUUCCAAACACAAGGGCAAACUCAGGCAAAAAGGGUCUAGUCUCCAUCCUUUCAAGAAAGCCCUGCAAGAAAAGGACAAAUUGUGGCUUCUUAGAGAACAGAGGCGAAAGAAGAAGCUGCGCAAACUGCUGAAGAGAAUAAAAAACAAUGAUACAUGCAGCAUGCCUGGCCUGACGUGCUUCACCCAUGACAACCAGCACUGGCAGACUGCCCCCUUGUGGACAUUGGGUCCUUUCUGUGCCUGUACCAGUGCCAAUAACAACACAUACUGGUGUAUGAGGACAAUCAAUGAGACACACAACUUCCUGUUUUGUGAAUUUGCUACUGGCUUCCUGGAGUAUUUUGAUCUCAACACUGACCCAUAUCAGUUGAUUAAUGCAGUGAACACACUAGAUAGAGACAUUCUCAAUCAACUGCACAUCCAACUCAUGGAAUUAAGAAGCUGCAAAGGAUAUAAACAGUGCAACCCAAGAACUAGGAACAUGGAUCUGGGGCUUAAAGAUGGAAGCUAUGAGCAGUUCAGGCAGUUUCAGCGUCGAAGGUGGCCAGAAAUGAAGAGACCUUCAUCUUCCAAGUCGCUAGGACAACUUUGGGAAGGAUGGGAAGGCUAACCUCCUGCAACUCCUGGACCUCAAUGAGGAUACAAACCGGCCAGAACUUGAAUCCUUGUACAGACUUAAUGAAAAUGUAUAUGAUUUCAGAAAGAAUUAUAAUGGUAGCCUGGAGGACUGGAUGAACUUUGAGGCUGAAGUAGAUAGAAUGUUUGCACUGUUGAGUGAAUUAAAUAGAUAGUGGAUUUGGGGGCACUUCUGUCAGGAAUAUAGGUCCCUUUUUGAAGUCCACUUUUGCUUUGGAUUAUACUUCAUGAAGUCACCACUGUUCAAGGAACUGAUGGAAGAGAAAAUGAGGCUAACCCCGUGAGCGGAUUGACACUGCAGAGCAUCCACAAAAUUAUUUCAGUGGGAACAAAUUAAAAACCUCUCUUAGCUACACCAUCAAAUGUCAUUAGAACAGCCACAAAGCAACGUUUAAACAACGUGGAAAUUUUUACUUUUGACUAGGGCAAAUUAAAUGAGGACAGUGGUAGAAAAUUAUUAUUUAGAGAUUCAGGAAUUCAAGCCAGCAGCACUGAAGAAGCUCAACAGCACAAUACUUCAGGUUUCCUCUAAGGAUAUCAUUUUAGUUCACUGUCUCCAUAGCCACCCUAUUGCCAGCUGUAGGAAAAAUAGAGAAAAUGUUGAGUAACAAAAAAAGCAAAUUGCUGGAGUGGUUCUGUAAAUAUUCAAUGUCUUAUUCAAAAGAAAUUCUGUCAAUAAAGAAGUGGAAUGCCCAACUAUCAUUUCCCAAAAUGGUAGCUUGUUACUUAAACAUUACAUAAUAAAUUUCAGAAUUUAUCCAUUUUUAAAAGCACUGCAAAAUUUCAGUUAAUGUAUGUCUUGAAUUUUAAUGAAAUCAGAUUUGUAUGAAGUCUUUUUAUGUGGUAAAAUUAUAUUGUAUGUUCAAAAUGAAAACAAUUUGUUUGAGAAAGCACAUGUUCGCUUAGUGGCAUAACUUUUACAUUUGUAAAAAGCAACAAACUUGGCCAAUAAAAAAAGUUAUAGCUCAGUGUACAGGAAACUAGAACUUUUGAUUUAAUGUCUAUAAUCUGCAGUAAGUGUUAGUAAAUGAUUGGAGUGUAUUUAAUAACCUCUUCUUUAUGAAAAUAUUCAGAUACUUAAAUUACUUAGGAAGGGGAAUCCCUAAACAGGCUCUGCAAAUGCACUAAAGGUUUUUUUCAUGUUAAUUAUAUACAAAACUUGAAAUGGGGUGCUCACCAUAAUAGAUGCUGUGUGUUGAGUAUAAAAUCAUGUGGGAGAUCAUCCGAAGGAAAAAUCUGAAUGUUUAAUAAAUCUUUUCUCCAUUCUGACUACCCAAAAGAGAGAUUUUCAACAAAUUUGCACCUCUGGCCCUCUAAACAUGUUUUAAAUAAGCAAAGUACGUGGGCACUUUUUAAAAAGAAACUAAUAGGAAGCUUCAGCAGCGAUUACUUGCUGGGGACACAGACCUCUAGCACUAUACACAAAUAUUAUAUGAUAACCUACUAAAGUAUUGGUGAAUGUGGAAACAGAAGUUGAGCAAAUAAACUCUCUCAAGGGUGACACUGUAGUCUUUUGCUGUAUGUUUUCAGUGAAGCUAGGAAAAGUAAAUUUGGUUUAAGCCUGUAUUCAUCGCAUCCCAGGUCAGAUUUAAUAUACUGUCCAAAACUGUCUUGGCAGAGUUUUGUACUUCAAUAGUAGAAUGCGUGUGCUGGGCUAGGAAAUGCAGUCAAAUAUUAGCUUAUCCUGAGUUUUAAAACAUUAGAGGAUUCACCAGCAAGAAAAGACAUUUACAAGGAUGAUGGAAGUCUGAUACAAAUAAGUGGCAAAUGGUCUCUCUGCAGAAUUUGUCUCUUCACUGUUUUCCAAACCUUUCCCAAAGAAGAAAGUGUAUGUAGCUGUAUACAAUUCAUGUCUGGAAGAAAAAGGGAAACUUAAGAACUACAUGAACAUGAAGAUUUGUACUUACAUUUCUCUGUCAGCUGGCAGCAACUCUGGAGAUGAGAGAAUGUGAAAGGUGGAAUCCUGGAAGGCCAACUAAUGUUAAUGCUGCUGCUUUAUAUCAAUCGGAAAUACUCUAAAAACUACAUCUCUACUUCCAUUUAAAAAUACUCAGCUUUCUCUCUAGUUUAGUACAGUAUAAAAGUCUGAAUAUACAUUUCAGAAAAAAAUGGCAAAGUAUAUUUUCAAACUGUUAUACAAAACUUGGCUUCAGCCUGUGACAGAAAAUAUAGCAAGAAAACUUCUUACCCAAACCGUUGGUUGUUCCCAAGUUGUUGUUAUUUCCCUACCCUUCCUUCUAGUUGUCGGCUGCGUGUCACAAUGCUAUUCUUGAAAGAUCAUUUUAUAGGCAACUUUGCAGUUGAUACAUGUUCAGCCCCUGAGACAUACCAAAACCCAGGAAACCAAGAGUUCUUAAAUCAUUCCCCAAAUCUAGCCUCUCUCACAUAAUAGUGUUACAUUAUCACAUCAUCUCUCAAAGAGUGGCUAUAUUUUGGUUUGGUGGAGAAAUGCUACAUUGCUGGGCUUGUUAGAAUAUAAUUGGCACCCUUCGGAGCUUAAACAGCUGACAUACUAAAUCACCAAGUUCUGGUUUUAAAUAGAAACCUUUAUUUACAUUAUUAUUAACAUCAAAACACAAAAAUCAGAAGAGCAGUAAUACUUUAUAACCAACCCUUUUAUAAAUCAGCCCACAUGUUUUUUUUAUUUUUGCAAUGUAAAGAUACACACAUAUUUCAAGCAGUACUUUAAUGUAAACUAAAUUUAAAUGCAAUU
Messenger RNA from Mauremys reevesii (Reeves's turtle), 6088 nucleotides. It is a transcript of the gene SULF2, whose product is annotated as sulfatase 2. Gene Ontology annotation, molecular function: calcium ion binding; N-acetylglucosamine-6-sulfatase activity; glycosaminoglycan binding. Gene Ontology annotation, cellular component: endoplasmic reticulum; cell surface; plasma membrane. The record is from RefSeq and is a predicted model, not a curated record. The transcript has 24 exons. Lineage: Eukaryota; Metazoa; Chordata; Testudines; Geoemydidae. Bases 710 to 3349 code for a protein of 879 amino acids.